This is a messenger RNA of Eucalyptus grandis, 1421 nucleotides long. RefSeq names its product serine/threonine-protein kinase Nek2. NCBI's taxonomy places the organism in Eukaryota, Viridiplantae, Streptophyta, Magnoliopsida, Myrtales, Myrtaceae. The record is from RefSeq and is a predicted model, not a curated record. Bases 22 to 1176 code for a protein of 384 amino acids. The transcript is spliced from 5 exons.
CCUAUCAGUUGUCAAAUUGAUAUGCGAGCUCUCAUUAACAAGAUAAAUAAAUCUAUCGUGGCUCCAUUGCCAACAAUGUACACUGGUGCCCUGCGAGGGCUCAUCAAGAGUAUGCUGCGGAAAAAUCCUGAGCUAAGGCCCAGUGCUGCAGAGUUGCUCAAUCAUCCCCAUCUUCAACCUUAUGUUCUUAAGGUUCAUCUCAAAUUGAAUAGUCCGAGAAGGAGCACUUACCCUAUGGAAUGGUGUCAGUCUAAUUAUAUGAAGAAAAUUAGAUUUGUGCAGCCAGAACCUGUUUCCAUUUCAUUAGAUAGAGAAAAGAGGUGGUCGUUCAGUAAUGACCGGACCUUGAAUCCUAGCAUUUCUGGAACUGAACACGAUUCUUUCUACUCUAUGCGAAGAGCACGGAAUUUCUCCAUUAUUACUGAUAAGUUUGCAGAGUUAUCGGUCGACCAUUCCUCAGAAGAAGAUGUGAUCUUCGACUCCAAAUUCGCAAAGCUUCCAAGCAUAGCCAAAAGCCCAAGAUUGAACCCAGCUAAAACUACUGCUGCUCCCAGGAAGCAGUCAACUCUGUCAAAGACAUCCCACGUGGCUCCAAAACGCGAGGUGUCACGCACUCCAAGAAAUACUUCUCAACCAUCACGCAGAGUCCCUCUUCCAUUAUCAGCAACAUCCGUGGCUUCUGCAACUCCAUACAGGACAAGUGCAGGUUUCCUUCACAGAAUCCAGUCUCCAGAUGUCUCUGUCAAUGCCCCACGAAUUGACAAGAUAGCAGAAUUUCCCUUAACAUCUCCUGAAGACUCCCUUUUACCCAUUCCAAGAAAUUCUUCAACGUCUCCUCAGUGCUCAUCCGCCUCACCUGAGACCGUCCGUUCAAUCACUAAGGACAAGUGCACAGUCCAGAUUCUCGAUAAGGCCCACCAUGCUAAGCAUAACCGUGAAGUUGAUGUUGCAAGCCAUUCAUCUUUCGAGUUGUGGCAGCACCGGUUUGACACCUCGUCGUACCGGCAGCGAGCUGAGGCAUUGGAAGGGUUGCUGGAAUUCAGUGCGCGGCUGUUGCAGCAGCAGAGGUUUGAUGAGCUUGGCGUGUUGCUAAAGCCAUUCGGACCCGAGAAGGUCUCGCCCAGAGAAACUGCUAUCUGGUUGGCCAAGAGCUUUAAGGAUACCACAGUGAAGUGAGCUGCUGGUUUUGGGGGAAUGGUAAUAUACUUGUACAUGACCUCUUUGGCGUCUUUAGGUUUACGUGUCUUAGAUUAUGAGGUAGUAUGCGGUAUGUAUAGAGUGUGGAGAAAUAGAAAUUCGCGGGUAUGUGCUGGGAACUUACUUCGGGUGGUCUUGUUGAUGUGGGUUCUUGAAUCUUGAUGUAUUUGGAUAUCUGUAUCCAUUGAAUGUGAUGUUCUUGGAUUGCCUUUGGCAUUCCUAGA